AUGGCAGGUGGUUUGUUUCAAAGCUUUGUCAUCGCCCUCAGUGGCACCUUUUCCGGUUAUAAACAAGCCGAAGUGAGAGCUCUUAUUGAGAGCCAUGGGGCAAAGUUCAGUCAUUCGGUGACGAGUGACCUCACCCAUCUCAUCACUACUCAGAGAGAGAUCGACAACAAGAACUCCAAGUACAAACAAGCCACCAAGGUCUACAACUGCAAUAUUGUAUCGUUGGACUGGCUGAUCGAAUCGGACAAGGCCAAGAAGCCACUUCCGGAGAAGAGCUACGUCUUGGGCGCAGACUCCAAAGACUCCAAGUCAGACGCCAAAGACGGGGACACAGAGAAACCCGAGAAAAAGAAGCGGACCCUGGAAGAAGCCCUGGAGAUUGAGGAAGACGGCGCGAACAAGAAGCCCAAGGAUGGCCAGAAAAAGGGCGCCAAGUCGGUGGUUGUUCCUGUGGAUGACUGCUGUUAUCUGAGAAGCAGCCACUCUGUGCACAUUGAUGACGCCGGCCUUAUCUGGGACGCGACGCUCAAUCAGACCGUCUCAGCGAACAACAACAACAAAUUUUACCGCAUUCAGAUGUUGACGAACCGAUCGGGAAGCGAGUUUAUGACUUGGACGCGCUGGGGCCGCGUAGGGGAGACCGGUCAAUAUUCACUUCUCGGCGACGGCUCCUUUGACAAGGCUAUGGCAGAGUUCAAGAAAAAGUUCAAAGACAAGUCGGGCCUGACCUGGGAUAAUCGCCUAGAUCCUCCCAAAAAGGGAAAGUACACGUUCAUUGAAAAGAACUACGAGGAAGAAGGCGAGGAGGAUGAAGGGGCUGAAGAGGCUGAAGGCGCAAAGGACAAGCCAGAAGUCGAGAGUGUUUUGCCCGGGCCGGUUCAGGAUCUCAUGUCCUUCAUUUUCAACAAAGACCACUUCCUUUCGGCAAUGGCGUCAAUGUCGUACGAUGCAAAAAAACUUCCUCUAGGGAAGCUGAGCAAAAGGACGCUACGCUCCGGAUUUCAGCUGUUGAAGGAUCUUUCGGAGCUGAUGAACAACCCUACCCUGGCCACCACCAAGUACGAUACUUCCAUCGCGGAAGCAACAGCAUAUCUCAGUGACCAGUACUUUACGACAAUCCCUCACGAUUUUGGUCGGAACCGACCUCCUGUGUUGAACUCGGAGCAGGCCAUCAAACGAGAGCUUGAGCUUCUUGAGGCCCUCACCGAUAUGGAGGUUGCCAAUGGUAUCAUGAAGGAGUCCAGGGAUGCGGACACGAUUCACCAACUUGACCGUCAAUUCCAGAGCCUUAACAUGAGGGAAAUGACUCCAUUGAGCCGUACUUCUACUGAGUUCAAGGAGUUGGAAGCGUAUCUCCAGCUGUCUCGGGGAGCCACCCACCAUAUCAAGUAUUCGGUGAUGAAUAUCUUCCGAAUUGAACGAGAGGGCGAGAACGAUCGUUUCAUGUCGUCCAAGUAUGCGAAGCUGAAGAAUAGCAACCGGCGUCUGCUGUGGCACGGUUCUCGCAGUACCAACUUCGGUGGUAUCCUGAGCCAGGGUCUCCGCAUUGCACCCCCCGAAGCUCCGGCUACUGGUUAUAUGUUCGGAAAGGGAGUCUAUUUUGCCGAUAUGUCCAGCAAAUCGGCCGGCUACUGCUGCCACUACUCCAGUGCGAACAUGGGUCUCCUGCUUCUGUGCGACGUGGAACUGGGAGAGCGCAUGCUGGAGCUGGUCAACGGCAACUACAAUGCGGAUCAGGACUCGAAGAAGCAGGGCAUGAUUGCUACUCUCGGCCAGGGAAUGUCGGUUCCGGGCGGCUGGAAGGAUGCAGGCUGCGUCCACCCCAGUUUGCAGGGGGUCUCGAUGCCGGAUAUGGAGACGCCCUUGGAUAGAAACACCGGCAAGUGCCUGCAGUACAACGAAUACAUCGUUUAUGAUGUGGCACAGAUUCGGCAGAGAUAUCUCUUCCAAGUGAAGAUGUGA
Messenger RNA from Aspergillus terreus NIH2624, 1962 nucleotides. Its product is annotated as putative poly(ADP)-ribose polymerase PARP. Gene Ontology annotation, molecular function: NAD+ poly-ADP-ribosyltransferase activity. The record is from RefSeq and is a predicted model, not a curated record. Lineage: Eukaryota; Fungi; Ascomycota; Eurotiomycetes; Eurotiales; Aspergillaceae. The transcript is spliced from 5 exons. Bases 1 to 1962 code for a protein of 653 amino acids.